AUGGCUGAUUCCGAGCUGUCACCUAAGUUCGCGCCGUUCAUCGGCAUGGGCGGAAUCGCAGCGGCCAUGAUAUUCGGGUGCGCAGGAGCCGCAUACGGCACAGCCAAAUCUGGCAUUGGUAUCGCGGGCGUGGGAACAUUCAGGCCAGACCUGAUCAUGAAGUGCCUCAUCCCCGUCGUCAUGUCCGGUAUCAUCGCUGUCUACUCCCUCGUCAUCUCUGUCCUGAUUGCCCAGGACCUCGACCCGAAAUCCAACUACAGUCUAUUCAGCGGCUUUAUGCACCUCGCGUGCGGCAUCUCUGUCGGCAUGACGGGUCUCGCGGCCGGAUACUGCAUCGGUGUUGUGGGUGACAAGGGCGUGCGAGCCUACAUGUCCCAAAGCCGCAUCUUCGUUGGCAUGGUCCUGAUCCUCAUUUUCGGAGAAGUUUUGGGUCUUUACGGACUGAUUGUCGCACUGAUCCUGAACACCAAGAGCAAGGGUUAA
Diaporthe citri is the source of this 483-nucleotide messenger RNA. RefSeq lists its product as uncharacterized. The transcript is spliced from 4 exons. Bases 1 to 483 code for a protein of 160 amino acids. Gene Ontology annotation, cellular component: proton-transporting V-type ATPase, V0 domain. The record is from RefSeq and is a predicted model, not a curated record. Gene Ontology annotation, biological process: proton transmembrane transport. Gene Ontology annotation, molecular function: proton-transporting ATPase activity, rotational mechanism. NCBI's taxonomy places the organism in Eukaryota, Fungi, Ascomycota, Sordariomycetes, Diaporthales, Diaporthaceae.